AUAAAAUACCCUACAUAAACCUCGUUCGCUGAUUAAAAAUAAAUGCAAUUGUUGAAAUUAAAGAAAAAACUAUGAACCGGUUGAUAUUAGUUUCGAUUUGUGUUUGUGUGUUGUGUACGUAUGGAAAUCCUGUGACGAUAACCUCGGAAAACUCAACUGCAACAUCUGAAUCGGCUACCACAAAACAUGAUUCAACAAUUAGCACUACAACUAACAGUUCAACAGAUACAACAAAUAAUUCAAUAACUAGCGCUACAACUAAUAGUUCAACAGAUAUAACAAAUGGAUCAACAACUAGCACUACAACUGAUAGUGCAACAGAUGAUUUAACCACUAGCGCUACAACUAAUAGUUCAACAGAUACAACAAAUGGGUCAACAACUAGCGCUAUAAUUAACAGUUCAACAGAUACAACAGAUGAUUCAACAACUAGCUUUACAACUGAUAGUGCAACAGAUGAAUCAACAACUAACGCUACAGCUAACAGUUCAACAGAUACAACAGAUGAUUCAACAACUAGCGCUACAACUAAUAGUUCAACAGAUACAACAAAUGAGUCAACAACUAGCACUACAACUGAUAGUGCAACAGAUACAACAGAUGAUUCAAUAACUAGCGCUACAACUAACACUUCAACAGAUACAACAAAUGAUUCAACAACUAGCGCAACAACUGAUCGUUCAACAAAUACAACAGAUCAAUCAAUAACUAGCGCUACAACUAACAGUUCAACAGAUACAACAAAUGAUUCAACAACUAGUGCUACAACUAAUAGUUCAACAGAUACAACAAAUGAGUCAACAACUAGCGUUACAACUGAUAGUGCAACAGAUGAAUCAACAACUAACGCUACAGCUAACAGUUCAACAGAUACAACAGAUGAUUCAACAACUAGUGCUACAACUAAUAGUUCAACAGAUACAACAAAUGAUUCAACAACUAGCGCAACAACUGAUCGUUCAACAUAUACAACAGAUCAAUCAACAACUAGCACUACAACUGAUAGUGCAACAGAUACAACAAAUGAUUCAACAACUAGUGCUACAACUAAUAGUUCAACAGAUGAAUCAACAACUAGCGCUACAACUAACAGUUCAACAGAUACAACAAAUGAUUCAACAACUAGUGCUACAACUGAUAGUGCAACAGAUGAAUCAACAACUAACGCUACAGCUAACAGUUCAACAGAUACAACAGAUGAUUCAACAACUAGCGCUACAACUAACAGUUCAACAGAUACAACAAAUGAGUCAACAACUAGUGCUACAACUAAUAGUUCAACAGAUGAAUCAACAACUAGCGCUACAACUAACAGUUCAACAGAUACAACAAAUGAGUCAACAACUAGCGUUACAACUGAUAGUGCAACAGAUGAAUCAACAACUAACGCUACAGCUAACAGUUCAACAGAUACAACAGAUGAUUCAACAACUAGCGCUACAACUAAUAGUUCAACAGAUACAACAGAUGAUUCAACAACUAGCGCUACAACUAAUAGUUCAACAGAUGAAUCAACAACUAGCGCUACAACUAACAGUUCAACAUAUACAACAGAUCAAUCAACAACUAGCGCUACAACUAACAGUUCAACAGAUACAACAAAUGAUUCAAUAACUAGCGCUACAACUAACAGUUCAACAGAUACAACAAAUGAGGCAACAACUAGCGCUACAACUAACAGUUCAACAGAUACAACAAAUGAUUCAAUAACUAGCGCUACAACUAACACUUCAACAGAUACAACAAAUGAGGCAACAACUAGCGCUACAACUAACAGUUCAACAGAUACAACAAAUGAUUCAAUAACCAGCGCUACAACUAACACUUCAACAGAUACAACAAAUGAUUCAACAACUAGCGCAACAACUGAUCGUUCAACAUAUACAACAGAUGAUUCAACAACUAACACUUCAACAGAUAUAACAAAUGAUUCAACAACUAGCGCAACAACUGAUCGUUCAACAGAUGAAUCAACAACUAACGCUACAGCUAACAUUUCAACAGAUACAACAGAUGAUUCAACAACUAGCGCUACAACUAACAGUUCAACAGAUACAACAGAUGAUUCAAAAACUAGCGCUACAACUAACAGUUCAACAGAUAUAACAAAUGAUUCAACAACUAGCGCAACAACUGAUCGUUCAACAGAUGAAUCAACAACUAACGCUACAGCUAACAUUUCAACAGAUACAACAGAUGAUUCAACAACUAGCGCUACAACUAACAGUUCAACAGAUACAACAGAUGAUUCAAAAACUAGCGCUACAACUAAUAGUUCAACAGAUACAACAAAUGAGUCAACAACUAGCACUACAACUGAUAGUGCAACAGAUACAACAGAUGAUUCAAUAACUAGCGCUACAACUAACAGUUCAACAGAUACAACAAAUGAGGCAACAACUAGCGCUACAACUAACAGUUCAACAGAUACAACAAAUGAUUCAAUAACUAGCGCUACAACUAACACUUCAACAGAUACAACAAAUGAGGCAACAACUAGCGCUACAACUAACAGUUCAACAGAUACAACAAAUGAUUCAAUAACUAGCGCUACAACUAACAGUUCAACAGAUACAACAAAUGAGGCAACAACUAGCGCUACAACUAACAGUUCAACAGAUACAACAAAUGAUUCAAUAACUAGCGCUACAACUAACAGUUCAACAGAUACAACAAAUGAGGCAACAACUAGCGCUACAACUAACAGUUCAACAGAUACAACAAAUGAUUCAAUAACUAGCGCUACAACUAACACUUCAACAGAUACAACAAAUGAGGCAACAACUAGCGCUACAACUAACAGUUCAACAGAUACAACAAAUGAUUCAAUAACCAGCGCUACAACUAACACUUCAACAGAUACAACAAAUGAUUCAACAACUAGCGCAACAACUGAUCGUUCAACAUAUACAACAGAUGAUUCAACAACUAACACUUCAACAGAUAUAACAAAUGAUUCAACAACUAGCGCAACAACUGAUCGUUCAACAGAUGAAUCAACAACUAACGCUACAGCUAACAUUUCAACAGAUACAACAGAUGAUUCAACAACUAGCGCUACAACUAACAGUUCAACAGAUACAACAGAUGAUUCAAAAACUAGCGCUACAACUAACAGUUCAACAGAUAUAACAAAUGAUUCAACAACUAGCGCAACAACUGAUCGUUCAACAGAUGAAUCAACAACUAACGCUACAGCUAACAUUUCAACAGAUACAACAGAUGAUUCAACAACUAGCGCUACAACUAACAGUUCAACAGAUACAACAGAUGAUUCAAAAACUAGCGCUACAACUAAUAGUUCAACAGAUACAACAAAUGAGUCAACAACUAGCACUACAACUGAUAGUGCAACAGAUACAACAGAUGAUUCAAUAACUAGCGCUACAACUAACAGUUCAACAGAUACAACAGAUGUUUCCUUACCUACAACUACUAUUCCGACCACUCCGACCAACGUAUCCUCAGCAUUCAGUAUUAAGGAAGCUUAUUUUGCAAAAUAUGUUGUUUUGUUGCUAUCAAUAUUGUUAAGUGUUAUUUCAUUUUAAAGUAAUUAUUUACGUAAGGCAAAAUUUCGUAUUUAAUCUCACAAUUUUUAAAAGUUUUGUUUCUAAUAUAUAAUUUUUAUUUUAAGUGCGUUUGCUUUCGUAAAAAAUAUUUUUAUCAUAAUGAUAAAAAUGCUUACUUAAUGUCGAAUAAUAAAAAGAAAAGAGAAUGACGAGUUUCAUUUUC
Messenger RNA from Diorhabda carinulata, 3732 nucleotides. Its product is annotated as mucin-2-like. The transcript is spliced from 2 exons. The record is from RefSeq and is a predicted model, not a curated record. Bases 72 to 3548 code for a protein of 1158 amino acids. Lineage: Eukaryota; Metazoa; Arthropoda; Insecta; Coleoptera; Chrysomelidae.